AUGCAGAAGCUGUUGUUUUCUCUUCUCUCUGUCGUCUCACUUGUUCUCUUCUUCUAUGGCGGCGAGGCACGCCAGCGAGAGCUGCCUUUUCCGAGCGCAUGCCAUUUCAGCCAAAUCAACAGCCUCCGCCCGGCUCAGGCGAUCAAGUUCGAAGCCGGACAGAUGGAAGUAUGGGACCACACGAGCCCUGAGCUCCGGUGCUCUGGUGUGACCGUGGCUCGCAUCACCCUUCAAGCCAAUUCCAUUUUCUUGCCCUCUUUCUUUAGUCCACCUUCCCUCGCUUACGUUGUCCAAGGAGAAGGAGUGAUGGGGACAAUUGCUUCGGGUUGUCCUGAGACGUAUGAAGAAGUUGGAGGAGGAGGAGACCGGCGUCGACGCUUUGAGGACAUGCACCAGAAGUUGGAGAAUUUCCGGCGAGGAGAUGUGUUUGCUUCGCUUGCCGGAGUUUCACAGUGGUGGUACAACCGCGGCAAUUCCGAUGUCGUCAUAGUCAUCGUUCUUGACGUUACCAACAGAGAAAACCAGCUUGACCAAGUCCCUAGGAUGUUCCAAAUAGCCGGGAGCAGUACGCAAGAAGAACAACAACCAUUAACUUGGCCAUCAGGCAACAACGUUUUCAGCGGUUUGGACCCAAACAUAAUCGCGGAAGCAUUCAAGAUCGACAUCGAGACAGCGAGGCAACUUCAGAACCAGAAGGACAACAGAGGAAACAUAGUCCGAGCAAACGGUCCGCUCCAUUUCGUCAUCUCCCCUCCACGGCAAUGGCAGCAAGAUGGCAUUGAUAAUGGCAUUGAAGAGACGUAUUGCACGGCGAGGCUUCACGAGAAUAUAGACGAUCCAGAACGGAGCGACUUCUUUAGCACACGAGCAGGCAGAAUCAGCACUCUUAACAGCCUCAACCUCCCCAUUCUACGUCUUGUCAGGCUUAACGCCGUUAGAGGCCUACUCUACAGCGGAGGAAUGGCGUUGCCUCAAUGGACCGCAAACGCAAACACGGUGCUAUAUGCGACAGGUGGUCAAGCCAAGGUACAAGUGGUGGACGACAACGGUCGGUCCGUGUUCAACGAGCAAGUGGGACAAGGUCAACUCCUUGUGGUUCCACAGGGCUUUGCGGUUGUGAAAACUGCUGGUGAAACCGGUUUCGAAUGGAUAUCGUUCAAGACAAACGAUAACGCUUACAUCAACACACUAAGCGGGGAAACAUCCUACUUGAGAGCAGUUCCCGUGGAUGUCAUCAAAGCUGCAUAUGGAGUGACAGAGGAAGAAGCCAAACAGAUCAAGUUCAGUCAGCAAGAGACAAUGCUGGCUAUGACUCAAAGCUCUUCUUCUUAA
Thlaspi arvense is the source of this 1332-nucleotide messenger RNA. NCBI's taxonomy places the organism in Eukaryota, Viridiplantae, Streptophyta, Magnoliopsida, Brassicales, Brassicaceae. The record is from the annotation of a GenBank genome assembly.